Molecule: messenger RNA, 2067 nt
Organism: Cuscuta campestris
Lineage: Eukaryota; Viridiplantae; Streptophyta; Magnoliopsida; Solanales; Convolvulaceae
Source: the annotation of a GenBank genome assembly
GACGACAGAGGUUUGACAGGUACACUCCGAGUACUUUACCGGUCAAACUACAUGACUUCUUUGAUCAUCCCCAAUCCCCGUAAAUCCAUCUCGCGUAAACCUAAAUUUCUAUAGUUCGGAAGUGUCGGCAUGAAAGAAUCCAAGGGAUGUUGGACUGUAGCGGCCAAAUUCAACAAAAGAUCAUUGAGGAUAUUCACACAAUCUGUGCAACACGCUACCGACAAAGGACUCACCUUCCUAGCUAAAAGACAGGGAAGUAAAAGAAUGGAACAAGCCACUAAAAGACAGAAGCAAUCACCUCGCACCACCCAGGAACGUGACCUAACGUGGGGCCAACUUGCGGGCGAUCCAAGGCUUUGGCCAGGUCAUGGUCAUGUGUCAAGAAAAUGGAGGAAUGCCAUUCCUCCCGGGAAUGUUUCCUUUCGCCCUACCAGGCGCUGGAACAUUACUGCUGCAAACCCCGAUGGCAGUGUCUCCCUUUUAGACAUCGGUUCCCCAGCGAUCACCUUUCCAGCCACAGGUGGCGAAGGGAGGGAGGCCGAGCCUGCCUGUACCCAACGCGCCCAGUCAAACCGUCUGGAACCCGCAAAAUCACGUGUUUCGCACCGAGAAGAAGAAGCUGAAAGCCAACCACGCGAGCCCGUGAGGAGUAGGUUGGCAAACCCGAGAGAUCGCGUCCAACGAAUGGAGGCGAAGCUAGAAAGACUGGAAAGAAGAGUGGAGGAUAAGAAUGACAAUGAGAAACCCCUUGCAGAUUCUCCGUUCACUGCAAAGGUCCACCUGACACCAUUUCCACGAAAGGUAAAUGUGGAAGCACAAAGGUUCACAGGAAAGGAGGAUCUCGAGAUUCACUUGCAUUCCUUCAACCAGAGUGCGACCAUGAUGGGGUGCACCGAUGAGGAGAAAUACCUUCUUUUCUUCCAAACCCUGCAAGGCCGGGCCACAGAGUUGUUCAAUAAGCUUCGCCCGGGAAGCAUUGACUCAGGAGUUGUCCGGCAAAUGAUUGAGAGUGGAGAACUGGGUAAGGAAUACCUGCAGAAGGCCCAAGAGAAGAACCACCCGUGGGUGAGGCCGGAAGCUCAGAAAGAGGACAGGAACGGAAACCGGAGAGGAAAUGAUCGGAAUAAAGAGCGGAGGCCGGCUCCAGAUAAAGAACACAUUGGGAUGAUUUUUGGUGGACUGGAGGGUGGAGACUCAGCCGCGGAGAGGAAUAACUGGGUCCGAAGCAUCUACGUAGGAGAGUGUCUUCUCCACCACACCAGAUCUAGAAAAUUUGGAGAUCCAUUUGUGCGGCAAGAGAUUCACCUUGGGUCUGGUUUGCUCAGUAGAGAAAGAGAGAGAUCCGUCGAUUUGGUGCGGCAAAGAGUUCCGUCGCUUGGGAUUUGUUUGGUGCGGCCAUCGAUCAGUAGCUGCGGCAGCCCUAGACCAGUUGCUGGGAAGGAUUUGGCUUCAGGGUUCCUACUUCGUAGACAACUAACGCGAGGCGCAGAAGCUGGAGACGAAGCCUACUGCUCAAACCGAAUCGGAAAGAGAGUGCCGACUGCUGAGAACGCCGCCGGUAGAGAGACGCCGCCGCCACUUCCUCCAGACGCCGCUGCACCCUCCAGGUUAUUUUUCACAAUGGCGGGACUGCCUAUAGAGAGCACACCGUCAUCAUCAUGCGCAAUAGGCAUAAAGCAAUCACCUAAAGAUCAAAGUGCUGCAACAGCUGUGGUGUCUGAUUCUAAGCCAAAAAAGAAGAUAUGUUGUGCUUGCCCUGAAACUAAGAAGCUGAGGGAUGAAUGCAUCGUGGAGCACGGCGAAUCUGCUUGCCAGAAAUGGAUAGAGGCUCAUCGGAUAUGCCUUCGUGCUGAGGGCUUCAAUGUUUGACCCUGUCCGCCGUAAUAAGUAUACCAGACUGAGGAUAUCAGCAGUUCCUUUGUCUAAUUCUUCUUCUCUAUUUUUGUGACUUUGGGGGGGGGGAUUUGUCCUUUACUUUUCUAUUAUCCCCAACUAGAUUCCAACCGGCGCGUUGCACGGGAAGAAAAUUAAAUUUUAUGUGUACCAAAAUAAUUUAUACUGUUAAUA